Molecule: messenger RNA, 3150 nt
Organism: Phyllopteryx taeniolatus (common seadragon)
Lineage: Eukaryota; Metazoa; Chordata; Actinopteri; Syngnathiformes; Syngnathidae
Gene: mark3a
Product: MAP/microtubule affinity-regulating kinase 3a
Exons: 18
Coding region: 419-2671 (750 amino acids)
Biological process (GO): protein phosphorylation; intracellular signal transduction
Cellular component (GO): cytoplasm; plasma membrane
Molecular function (GO): protein serine/threonine kinase activity; ATP binding
Source: RefSeq, a predicted model, not a curated record
UGUAAACUUUUCAACUUGAAAAAAUUCCCAGAAUUUUCCAACCCUACGUGCAAUAUCGUAAAAUGUGUCCAUGGAUCGACGACUUGAGUCUAGUGAAGGACGAACAUAUUUUGCAACAAAGCAGAGAGUUUCAGGGCUCUGCUGGAAAAAUAAUAAUCUGGCCCGGAUGCCGUGACGCAGAAACGUUCCUAACUUCCAUUCCCAGUCUUGCUUUUACUCUGAAAGGUCCACUUCCCGCCAGCCUGCCGCGGGCUUGAUACACACCGGUGAUUAGCAUCCCAGCCCACUUCCCCCCCAGUCGCCUCCAUCCCUCCCCCCUUCCUGUCCUGGUCUGCGCUGGUUAUCAGUGGCCAAGUUGCGAGCGGUGUUGAGGGAGUCGGCCAGCGUCGGGAGCCCGGCGCCGUUUUCCUGUGGCGAAAUGACAGGCUUGCAUUCGCAGGCGGCCAGGAGGCACUGCAGCCUCCGCACGUCUUCUCACAGCAACGGCCGGCAGGAAGUCAGCAGCUCGCGCUCGUCUCGCUCCGGCGUGCGUUCGCGCAGCUCCGAGGAGCCUCAGCAGCCGCACGUGGGGAACUACCGGCUGCUCAAGACCAUCGGCAAGGGCAACUUCGCCAAGGUCAAGCUGGCCCGACACAUCCUCACCGGCAGAGAGGUAGCCAUUAAAAUCAUAGACAAGACACAGCUGAACCCCAACAGCCUUCAGAAGCUCUUCAGAGAAGUGAGAAUAAUGAAGAUCUUGAAUCAUCCCAACAUUGUUAAGCUGUUUGAGGUGAUUGAGACGGAGAGGACGCUCUACCUGGUCAUGGAGUACGCCAGCGGAGGAGAGGUCUUUGACUACCUGGUAGCACAUGGAAGAAUGAAGGAAAAAGAGGCCAGAGCUAAAUUUAGACAGAUUGUAUCAGCGGUGCAGUACUGCCACCAGAAGCACAUCGUCCACAGAGACCUCAAGGCGGAGAACCUGCUGCUGGACGGCGACAUGAACAUCAAGAUCGCCGACUUCGGCUUCAGCAACGAGUUCACGCUGGGCAACAAGCUGGACACCUUCUGCGGCUCGCCGCCCUACGCCGCGCCCGAGCUCUUCCAGGGCAAGAAGUACGACGGGCCCGAGGUGGACGUCUGGAGUCUGGGCGUCAUCCUCUACACGCUCGUCAGCGGGUCGCUGCCCUUUGACGGCCAGAACCUCAAGGAGCUUCGCGAGCGCGUGCUGCGAGGGAAGUACCGCAUCCCCUUCUACAUGUCCACGGACUGCGAGAACCUCCUGAAGCGAUUCCUGGUGCUCAACCCGGCCAAGCGCGGUACUCUCGAGGUGAGAGAGGACACCCAAAACCAAAUCAUGAAGGAUCGCUGGAUCAACGCGGGAUACGAAGACGACGAGCUGAAGCCUUACGUUGAGCCUGAGCUGGACAUCACGGAUCAGAAGAGAAUAGACGUGAUGGUGGGCAUGGGCUACAACUUGGACGAGAUUCAGGAGUCCCUGGCCAAGACCAAGUACGACGAGAUCACCGCCACCUACCUGCUGCUGGGCAGGAAGGCCUCGGAGCCGGAGCCCGGCGAGUCGGCGUCCGGCAGCGACUUGUCGCUCACCAAGCCCAGACCCAACAGCGAGCUCAACGGACAGUCGCCCUCGCACCUGAAAGUCCAGAGGAGCGUGUCGUCCAACCACAAGCAGCGACGCUACAGUGAGCAAGUGGGCCAGAACGCGGGCGCAGCCCACCCCAAGCGCAGUCAGACCGCCGCCGUCGACGACGGGAAGGACGACGGCGGCGUCCAGCUGCGCAAAUCCGGCGCGCCGGGAAGCCGCGGCGCUCCGCCCGCCAGCCCGUUGCUGGGCAACGCCAACAACCCAAACAAGGCCGACAUACCCGACCGCAGGAAAGGCGUCGCCGCCGGACAGACUCAGAACAGCACGGCGUCUGCUGGGAUGACGCGCCGGAACACGUACGUGUGCAGCGAGCGGAACAAUGCCGACCGCCUCUCCGUCAUCCCCAACGGGAAGGAGAACAGCGCGGCGGCGUCUCCGGGCGGCCAGCGUAAGUCGGCACACAGCGUGGCCAACGCGGCCACGCCGGAACGCCUGCGCUUCCCCCGCGGCACGGCCAGCCGCAGCACCUUCCACGGCGGGCAGCUGCGCGACCGCCGCACGGCCACCUACAACGGACCGCCCGCCUCGCCCGCCCUCUCGCACGACGCCUCGCCGCUCUCGCAGACGCGCGGCCGCGCCGCCAGCAACCUCUUUUCCAAGCUCACCUCCAAGCUCACGCGCAGAAACAUGUCGUUCAGGUUUACCAAAAGAGUCUCCACAGAGUUUGAGAGAAACGGGAGACUCGAGGGCUCAAGCCGCCACGUCCCCGGGGAGCCCAAGGACGGCAAGCCCCGCUCGCUGCGCUUCACCUGGAGCAUGAGGACCACCAGCUCCAUGGAGCCGGCCGACAUCAUGCGGGAGAUCCGCAAGGUGCUGGACGCCAACAACUGCGACUACGAGCAGCAGGAGAGCUUCCUGCUGCUCUGCGUGCACGGCGACGGCCGCGCCGAAAACCUGGUCCAGUGGGAGAUGGAGGUGUGCAAGCUCCCCCGACUGUCGCUCAACGGCGUGCGCUUCAAGAGGAUUUCCGGCUCCUCCAUGGCCUUCAAGAACAUUGCCUCCAAGGUGGCCAACGAGCUCAAGCUAUGAGGCGACGGCGGACGCAUAAGUAGAAACCUCUGCGACUAUUUAAGCUGUACAAUCACCCACGUAGCAACUUUUCAAAUGUCUCCUUUUAUAAGAAACUAAAAGACAGGAGAGUAUCUAUUGAUUCUAAUGUAAGUUUUUGUUUUGUUUUUUGGCAAUGAUCACGCAACCGCCUACUAAUAGCUCAUUCUGGCCACAUGAGGGCGACAUAACGAGUUGAUUUGUGUCCUGCUGUGAAUGUGGACACAAAAGAAGAAUUUCUAGUCUUAUUUAUUUUCUUUUUUCCCCCCCACCUUCCUGAAUAAGAUUAAAAUCACCAUGUAGCUUUUUUUCUUCUUUUCUGUGUAAAUAGCUCACACUGCAAAUACUGUUUUUGUAUUUGGGUUGAAAGUAAAAAAAUAGAGAAGGCGGCAAGCGUCAGGUGCGUUUAUCAGGGUCACAUGAACAUGACUCCAUUAAAAGUGUAAAAGUGGCAACUGGAA